Pocillopora meandrina is the source of this 3764-nucleotide messenger RNA. Lineage: Eukaryota; Metazoa; Cnidaria; Anthozoa; Scleractinia; Pocilloporidae. The record is from the annotation of a GenBank genome assembly.
AUGGAGGCAAUUUUUCAUAUCCUUAUUGCGGCCAGUAUUGUUGCUCUUGUCUCGGGCCACGGCCGGCUUAUUGAUCCACCCAGCAGGAACUCAGCAUGGAGGUACGGUUUUGAAACACCGAGGCAAGAUACAGAUAACGAGCUUAACUGUGGCGGGUUUAAUGUGCAGUGGUCUACGAACAAAGGAAAGUGCGGUGUGUGUGGAGACGCCCAUCACUUAAGGCCUGGUAAAGCUCUUUAUACCCAUCCCGGAAAGUACGCGACGGGAACCAUCACUAAGACGUACAGGGAGGGACAGGAGAUUAAGGUAGUGGUAGACGUAACCUCCAACCAUCAGGGAUACUUCACCUUCAGCGUGGGCGACAUUGGCUCUCCUCCCAUAACUCAAGAGAAGCUGAGCUACGUGUUGAGGCAGCCCAAUGGCGACACCAAGUGGAAAAUCAACUCGCACGGGAACGACGUGUUUACGAUUAGGCUAAGACUUCCCAGGGGCUUGACAUGUGAUCACUGCGUAUUACAGUGGUGGUGGCGUGUGGGAAAUAACUGGGGAUGUGAUGGAAAAAGAGACUGUGGAAUGGGUAAAGGACCACAGGAAACCUUCGUAAACUGCGCCGAUAUUAGGAUCACGAAAAGCGACGGAAGUGUGCCACCACCGCCUGCUCCAACCCGCCCCCCGCCACCUACAGAGGCACCUCCGGAGCCUCCCAAGCCUACCAAGCCCCUGCCCACCAAUGCUCCUAACCCGGAAGGUUGCAGGUCAAUACCUCCGUACAAAAGUAAACAAAUGGACGACUGGUGUCGCAGAAAUUGCGCCACAGGAUACUGCCCAGCAACUCACUGCAAGUGCUCAAUGUAAAGAAGAUCCCCAUUACCUGAAGUUUGCAUUGAAUAAACUUGACAAUAAGACUGUACUCGGGUUUGACUUUUGAUUUCAUUCGAUGUAUCUGUGGGUUAAUAAAAUGUAUAUCAUACCAUUGGAAAGACUUAUGUGUUUCUUCAAGAUGACUGAGUUGUCUCUGCUUUGCGUUCAACUUCAUAUUUCACCGUUACCAACAUACCUGUGAUUCCUUCUACUCUUCAGCCCUCCACACUACGAACUAAAUAUUUCCUGAAGAUUUCUUAACUUUUAAACCACACUUAACAAUGAGUCAGUUUAAUUAUGACGAGUAACUAUACAUUUGUAACCACUCUUUUUCCACCAAAUCACUGAGACUGGCAAAUGUUCGAUGAAAACCUGCUCAGUUUUAUUCUUAAUGAGAACUCCAUGAGCCUUUCCUGACCUUUCUUAAAGGCUGGUAUUUCAUAUGGAGGUCGAUUUUGAUUCUGGUGCGUUUCCUUCAUUGACACGAGAUUGAAUAUUUAAGCACCCUUACACAUGCCCGUGCGAAUGUAUAUCACCCCUCUUUGUGAGAGGGGUGAUAACCCAUAAUAAUAAGAAGCCUGGCAUUCCCGCAGGUGCAAAGGACCCCCCUCACACCCCACUUGUCACAUAAAAUUAUCCUUACGACGGUCAAGCGUUUAAAAUGCAACCAGCGGGGGGAAGGAGAGGAGAGCGAUACGUAAUUUCUGCCGACGGCUAUUAUUUUUUGUGUGUAUACGUUUCAAAGAUGUGCGCGACGCUUGAGCGCGAGAACAAACAUGAUCUUAUUUUCGCGCUCAUUAAAUAAAUCUUCUGCAGCUCUUGUUCCAUCCACAUGACAUAUGAGAGAAUAAAGGGCCUGUGGCCGGACUAAAAUUGGUGUGAAACCGUGGAGUCUAAACAGAAUUUAGCGUUGGAAAAUAGUUUUUGCCCCAUCUUCCCAUCGGGUAAAACUUUCAUAUUAAUCUAACUUUUACUAUACCUCCUAUUUCGGCAUUAGGCAACGAUUUUGACGCCAGAAACUGAGUUUAACGCAGAACUGUACGCAAGGAUUUGGAAACGACCACGAGGAUUAAGCGAAGACCGUUUUUUUCUUUUGUUUUCUUUUCUUCCUCUUCUUCUUUAUUUUUUUGGAGGUUUUUAUUGAGUUAUUUAAGACACAUUUCCCAAAGGAACGGGCAACAAACGCGAAGAUUACGUGCGCUACAUUGAUCAACUUUGCUUUUACUAGCGUUAGAAAUUUUGAAAUGUAAAAGUGCGAAUUGCCCUCGCAUAAACCACGCUCAUUUAAAUCUGUUUAUCUUUAUCGUGUAGUGAGCAAAAUUGAUGAAAACCCUCCACUCUCCAGUACCCUCUCUCUUCCUAAUUUGCAAACUUAGCAACACCUAUGUAUGUACCUUAUAAAAUUUAAAUACCUACUUUUCUGUAAUAAAAUUUAAUUCGAGCUCAGUUUAUAUAAACACGACUAUUUAAUUUUCCGGCAUCAUAUCUUCGAUUCUCCGCAAUAACUUGCGUUUUACUCCAAACGAAAUCAGCAUUUUUCGUGAUAUUAAACGUGAUAUAGAAAUGUAUCGUCUCUAGAGCAACCUUUUGCUUUUGACUUAUUCGCCAUGUGUGUAGCUAGAUCUCAACUGUGUUUACAUCUUGUGCGCUUUUAUUUACAAACCAAAAAAGUGUGAGUGCACUGUUUGCAUAUCCAGUACAUAUGUCGUCCAAACGCCAAAAAUUCUAAGUAAGGUUUGAACACAUCCUGCUUAUGUUAAAAUAAGCGAACAGCCAACCUGUUUCAACUUUACAGACCAGAUGACAGUCGUCAACCCACUUAAGGGCGUUGCUUAUGAGACAGGGGGAGGGGGAAUAUCCGCUUGCGAUCCCCUCUUUGUUGUGAAAAAAGUGGUACUUUGUAAAAGAGCACUUUGACGUGCUUUAGAGUGUUAAUGCGACAUUUGGGCAAGAAUCCCCCCCCCUGCCGUCUAUGCGCCUACCACGUUUUAAAUUGACCUGCUGCUCGAAUGAGAUCACAAACGCUAAGAAGGUGCCAUACUGAGUUUUCGUGAAACAUGGCAGCGAGUUUGCAAGUUUUUAUCGUACUAAACGUUAUCACUUUAGUUCUUGGUCACGGCAGCCUUAUUGACCCAGCUAGCAGGAACUCGGCUUGGAGGUUUGGUUUUGAUACACCGACGCAGCAUACCGAUAACGAGCUGAAUUGCGGUGGCUUCAGCGUUCAGUGGAAGACGAACAAAGGAAAGUGCGGCGUGUGUGGAGACGCGUACCAUUUUAAGCCUGGUAAGGCUCUCUACACUCACCCUGGAACGUUCGCCACGGGAACCAUCACUAAGACGUACAGAGAGGGACAGGAAAUUACGGUGAUGGUAGAAGUUACCUCCAACCACCAGGGAUACUUCACCUUCAGGGUGGGCGACAUUGGCUCUCCUCCCAUUACUCAAGAGAAACUGAAAUAUGUAUUGAGGCAGCCUAAUGGCGACACCAGGUGGAAAAUCAACGUGCCCGAAGACAAAAUCUUUGAGAUCAAGCUGAGACUUCCCAAAGGCCUUACAUGUGAUCACUGCGUGUUGCAGUGGUGGUGGCGCGUGGGAAACAGUUGGGGAUGCGAUGGGCCUGAUGACUGCGGAAUGGGCAAAGGACAACAGGAAACUUUCGUAAAUUGCGCCGACAUCAGGAUCACGAAAAGCGACGGAAGUGUGCCACCACCUCCUCCAACACGGCCUCCCCCACCCACUGAGAAGCCUCCGAAGCCUACCGAGCCUCUGCCUACCAAUGCUCCUAAUCCGAAGGGCUGCAAAGCCGUAGGCCCCUGGACAGGUAACAAAGCCAUAGACGAGUGGUGCGUCAAAAACUGCGCCAAAGGUAACUGUCCAGCCAACAUGUGCAAGUGUCCGAAGUGA